This is a messenger RNA of Fusarium keratoplasticum, 1365 nucleotides long. RefSeq lists its product as uncharacterized. Lineage: Eukaryota; Fungi; Ascomycota; Sordariomycetes; Hypocreales; Nectriaceae. The transcript has a single exon. The coding region runs from base 1 to 1365 and encodes 454 amino acids. The record is from RefSeq and is a predicted model, not a curated record.
AUGCAUCUUUCAUGUCUUUUGGCCGUGGGGAUUCUUCCACAGUUGCCCUCCGCUCUUCAUAUCCCUUCACGUCGAGCUGUGGAUUGCGGAUUCGCAACCUCUGCCGACAGUGGUGCGACGUGCUCGAGCUUCGCCGACGAGUGGGGUCUGACUGUGGACGAGCUCAAGUCGUUGAAUCCCGGCAUCAGCUGCCCUGAUAUCGACACAGACGGGCUGUACUGCGUGGUCGGCACUGUCAACGAUGAUGAGCCUACAACCGCCGUUACUUCGAGCACGGCGCGCGUAUCUACCCGGGUGCCGUCGUCCAGCACGACUACCACUUCCAUGCCCACUGCCACGGUGAAUCCCACUGUCACUGUGAAGCCCUCUCCUACUCAGGAGCCCGGGAAUGGCAUCGAAACCCCAAGCCCCAUCCAGGAGGGCAUGGUGUCCAACUGCAACAAGUUCCACCUGAUUAGUCCUACAACCACCUGUGAAGGUGUCUUGAACUAUCAUAAAAUCUCCCUCGCAGACUUUGUUAAGUGGAAUCCCGCGGUUGGCAAGGACUGCAGUGGGCUGUGGAAGGGCACCAAUGCCUGCGUCGGUGUCAUUGGCUAUUCACCUUCUCCUACUACCGCGAAGGCAUCUGCAACAACUACCACCACAUCAGGAAAUGGAAUUUCAACACCAAGUCCUAUCCAGGAGGGCAUGGUGACCAACUGCAACAAGUUCCACCUGAUCAGCCCCACAACCACCUGUGAAGGCGUCUUGAACUAUCAUAAAAUCUCCCUCGCAGACUUUGUUAAGUGGAAUCCCGCGGUUGGCAAGGACUGCAGUGGACUGUGGAAGGGCACCAACGCCUGUGUCGGUGUCAUUGGCUUCAUCCCGACUCUGACGACCACCACCAAGCCCAAGCCACCAGCAACCACUACUACCAAGGGCAAUGGAAUCUCGACGCCCACCCCUAUCCAAGAAGGAAUGGUGACCAACUGCAAUAAGUUCCACUUGAUCAGUCCCACCACCACCUGCCAGGGUGUUUUGAACUAUCACAAAAUCUCCCUCGCAGACUUUGUCAAGUGGAACCCCGCCGUCGGCAAGGACUGCGGUGGACUGUGGGCGGGCACCAACGCCUGCGUUGGCGUGGUGGGAGACAAACCUUCGCCUACCACCACCGCUGGCAACGGCGUGACGACGCCUACACCCAUACAGGCAGGAAUGGUCAAGAACUGCAUCAAGUUUCAUUAUAUCAGUCCCACGACCACGUGCCAAGGUGUUUUGAGUUACAAUAAGAUCACAAUGGAGCAGUUUGCGAAGUGGAAUCCCGCAGUAGGUAAAGAUUGCAGUGGGCUAUGGAAGGAGACGCAUGCUUGUGUUGCUGUUUCUUAA